AUGCCGCAGACACGGUCGGCGGCGGCGGCGGCAGCAGCAGCAGCAGCAGCAUCAGAAGCAACUGCCGCCGCGUACACGGUCGCCACCACCGCAGAGGCCUUUGAGGCAGGCCUUGUGCGUCUCGUCCGCUCACACCAUAUUCACACUGUGGAGCUGCUCUCUGCAAUGGAGCAGACGCACGUUGGGGCGGCGACGUCUCGCGCCUCCCCUCUUCCUGUCCUUAUUGUGGUGGAGGCGCGGCUGACGAGUACCUUGGCAUGGCAGCCCGGGUCGCGGAGCUGGCCCCACUGCAACGAGCCCUCCAAGGGUGACGACAGUGUCUUCACAUAUCAUGUUUCUUUCCUGUCCCCCACGGACGCCGCGCCGGUGUCUGUUCACGCUUUUCCAACCAAUUUCCCGAGCACAACACUGUCUGCGGAGUGGUGUGCACAGCUGCAGCGUCAGCUAGCUGUUUGCUCCGCAUUAACGGGCCUUCCAACCCGUCUCAGUGUCUCGCUUCUGCCCUAUGUGCCGCACCUCACGUGGGAGAGGGGGCGUGAUGGGCUCCUUGGAGCCACGCACAGCGCAACGAUGAUGUCGAGCCCUCUUGAAACAGGCGAUGUCGCUGCCGAGCAGCUGGUGCGGGUGGCAGUACUUUUAAAUGCCAACAUCCCACUGGGACCGCGAGCGGGGCGAAAUACCGCAGUUUUGUUGCUUCACGCUGCUGACGGUGCCAUCUGCUCGGUCGCCACCUCCAUGCCAAUAACAGCAGAGGAGCGGAAAAAGCGGCCGCGACAAUCCACGCCGAAGCGUGGAGAACUGGAAACCGACAGUAUAAUGGACAAGGAACCAUUUUUUCGUUUGCUGUCUCGUCACAGUGAAACCCACAUCUUACCCAAGAUUUCAUGGGAGGCAGUUUGGUCUCGUCCCAUGCAACUUGAAGGGGACGGUUGCCGUGAUGUAUGUGGAUUGCGGGAGCAGCUCGGGUACAGUUUUUACCUGCAAGGUGCCCUUGACGCACGGAGGGCGCAGAGCAUUACUCUCAUUCUAGACGCUCCCCUCGAGAUGUGGCGCCGUGUCCUCCACUCUGAUGCCCUCCUCGUGCCAAACCGUGAAAAUGGCUCCCUGCAAGGUUUUCCAGAGUGUGUUGCCAAGACGGCUGCGGGUGCCCUCUCCCGUCUCGCGGCGGAGAACAUUGACUGUUUCGUGCGCCACUCGCUGACGACGCCCAGUGGGUCGGGGGAAGUGAGGGGAGGGGAAGGGGAGGAGGCCGCAGACGCCUCUGCGUCGGCGGAAGCCGUUCCCAUUUCUUUGCAACACUCAUGGUCGUUGCUGGUUCAGAGUAUCGCCGACAGCCUUGCCCAGAUUGUGCGGACCUCGCGGAACCGAGUGUUUGUCGCUGAGGUGCAUCGACUGCUGCUGAAUCGCCAAGCGGCUAAGAAGACGCUGCCUCCUUGCUGCGAUGCUGGCGACGAUCCUGACAUCGAUGCGGAGACGUCUGCAGCUGCGUGCUCGCCGCCGCCGCUCGCCAAAACAGUUGCUUUGCUCCGCUGGGCCGUUGAGACGCGCCUCAUGGAGCCGUAG
Molecule: messenger RNA, 1563 nt
Organism: Trypanosoma conorhini
Lineage: Eukaryota; Euglenozoa; Kinetoplastea; Trypanosomatida; Trypanosomatidae
Exons: 1
Coding region: 1-1563 (520 amino acids)
Source: RefSeq, a predicted model, not a curated record